This is a messenger RNA of Penaeus monodon (black tiger shrimp), 807 nucleotides long. RefSeq names its product tigger transposable element-derived protein 6-like. The transcript has a single exon. Gene Ontology annotation, molecular function: DNA binding. NCBI's taxonomy places the organism in Eukaryota, Metazoa, Arthropoda, Malacostraca, Decapoda, Penaeidae. Gene Ontology annotation, cellular component: nucleus. The record is from RefSeq and is a predicted model, not a curated record. Bases 1 to 807 code for a protein of 268 amino acids.
AUGAGCAGCGAAAUCUUCGAAGAGUGGGUACGUAAAGUCGACCAAAAAUUCCGGGUAGAUGGUCGAAAAAUUGCUCUCAUUGUCGACAACUGCCCUGCUCAUCCAACGUUGUCCAAUUUGACCAAUGAGCAGCUUGUCUUUCUGGCACCAAAUACAACAGCUAUCUUGCAACCAUUGGACCAGGGUGUCAUUUGCAGCCUCAAAGCGUAUUAUCGUGGAAAGGUUGUACGUCUGAUUUCCAGAGCUCUGGAGGAAAAAAAGCCUUGUCCAAAGAUAUCAGUUCUGCAAGGAAUGAAGUUACUGGCAGAUUCUUGGGAACUCGUAUCCAAAGAAACCAUUGUAAACUGUUUUAGGAAGGCUGGUAUCACCCCUGAUGGUCAACAGGCUGUCAUUGAUGAUUCUGAUGACCCGUUUAAAGAUCUUCAAGAAAGCUUGAAUAACUUGAGGAAAGCAGAUUCAUCAAUGGUGCCGAGUGAUGUCACCGCCACUGCUUUAGUGAUCUUGGACAACAACGUCAUUGCAACAGCCCCUGAGAUGAAUGAAGAUGAUAUCGUGAGCAGGCUGAAGAACCAAGAAAACGAAGAGGAAGAGAGUGGUGAUGAGGAGAUCCAAGGUGGAGAGAUGUUUGAUCCUGUGGCGGAAAUGCCUUCGAGAUCUGCGAUUGAAUCAGCUUUAGAAGUUUUGAAAGAUGCUGCCAUGUUCAGUGACAAAAGUGGACAAAUGAAAAGAGCGAUUUUUGAUUUUGAACGGCUUUAUGAAAGUGAUCGAGCGGAAUCUCUUAAGCACAUUUUUAAAAUCCUGUAUUGA